Molecule: messenger RNA, 357 nt
Organism: Plenodomus lingam JN3
Lineage: Eukaryota; Fungi; Ascomycota; Dothideomycetes; Pleosporales; Leptosphaeriaceae
Source: RefSeq, a predicted model, not a curated record
AUGGAGCGCACGGCCUGGGCUGCGCUAUGCACUUCCGGCCCCAGCCUUCUCCCACAUCUCUCCAGCAACCCGGUGAUGAUAUUUCCUGGAGAUCUCAUACUUACAUCGGUCUCCACGCCGACGGUCCAGGAGAUGCUGCAGGGCCCGGAUUUUAUACCGUGGGACAGGUAUACACUUCGCCACGAUGAGGUUAUUAUCUUGGGCAGGGACAGCGCAUUGAUUUAUUACCGCGUGGAAGCGACGAGGAACAAGGAGACCUUUCGCGCCAUUUGCUCCAGUGCAUGGGUCCUGGAGGGCUCUCAGGGCCAUGAGGGUGGAGCCUGGAAAAUGGCAAGUCACCAGCAGACGUUGAUUUAA